Colletotrichum scovillei is the source of this 2050-nucleotide messenger RNA. RefSeq lists its product as uncharacterized. Gene Ontology annotation, molecular function: ATP-dependent peptidase activity; ATP binding; metalloendopeptidase activity. Gene Ontology annotation, biological process: proteolysis. Bases 575 to 1450 code for a protein of 291 amino acids. The transcript is spliced from 2 exons. Lineage: Eukaryota; Fungi; Ascomycota; Sordariomycetes; Glomerellales; Glomerellaceae. The record is from RefSeq and is a predicted model, not a curated record.
CGGCACAUGUCGCAGUGUGGCAGUGCCAAUGCUCAGCGUCAGUGCCGGGUCCCGGAGUGGGGCCGUGUGGACCCCUUUUCAUCUGCCAGCAGCAGCAGCAGCAACAGCCAGGCACAGCAAGGCCUUUCAAAGUUGGUUCAGAUCCCAGGCCGUCCAAGGCGCGUCCCCCAGCCAAGCCCGUCUGUCUGUGCUUGGGGAAAUACUGGAGUUCAGACGAGAGGCCGACCACAAGAAAGACAACCCACCUGUGACCUGAAGAACCUGGCAAGCCUGGGAAAGAGACAAGAAAAAAAGGAGAAACAGGGGGAAUGCGGCCCAGCCUCAGCCCAGCCCACCACCUCCACGUAAGCCCUGCAACUCACCAGCUUGUUUACGUAUCUGUCGUAAUACACAGGCAUUUCCUAUGAUCGGAUUGCCAAGUACCAAGUCUCUGUGAUUAUACAUAAAGAAAACUCUCGCUUCUGACAGGAUACACUUUUGGCCCUCUCUUUCUUGUGUUUACUCACUCGCUCUCACCAAAACCACCACACCCAGUCUGUCGCUAUUGAUACAAAACCCAAACAACAACUUCACCAUGGCCCCCGUCCCUCCAACAACGGCCAGGCAGAGCCUCGCUCGCGCCGGUGCCAUCGCAAACCAAGUCUGGAAGAGAGCCGCCGUCGUCGUCCUCCCCGAAGUCGCCCGCGCAACAACCAAGCACGCCCUCGCCCGCCGUGAUCUCACCGUCAACCACACCCAGGCCGUCACCCUGGGCGUCAUCGGCGCCUACGCCGUCAUCAUCGCCAUCCUCUGGAACGUCCCCUUCUUGCGCCAGGUCCUCUGGCCUUUCAAGAUGCUCGUCAUCGCCUUUCACGAAUUCGGUCACGCCAUCACCGCUUGCUGUACCGGCGGCAAGGUCCUCUCCAUCACCCUCGACCCCAACGAGGGCGGCGCCACGCUCAUGAAGGGCGGCAAGCAGGCCAUCACCCUCCCCGCGGGCUAUCUCGGUUCAUCGCUCAUCGGCGGGCUGCUCAUCUUUUGCGGCUUCAACAUCAACGCGUCCAAGGUUGCCUCCAUGGUUCUGGGCGUAUGCUUCUUGUUGACUCUUUGGUGGGGAAAGCGGGACUGGCUCACGAUCCUCACGGUUCUCCUCGCUGUCGGUCUGCUCGUCGCGGCCUGGUUCAUCUCUCACGCUCAGGCUCUCAGAUUCGUCGUUCUCUUCAUUGGAGUCAUGAGUUCACUCUACUCCGUUUGGGAUAUCUGCGACGACCUCAUCAUGCGCAAGGUCAACAGCUCCGAUGCAAGCGUCUUUGCUCAACGCUACGGCGGAUCUUCUCGCUGCUGGGGUCUCAUUUGGUCCUUCAUCAGCGUCGCCUUCAUGGCUGUCGCCAUCGUCGCAGGUCUCGCCGCCUUCCCUCAAUCAUUCUCCGAGCAAGAGAGUGACUCCAAGAACUUUUUGCCCACAAGAUGAGAAACUAGAUCGGGAGUAUGGUAAUACUUUUUUGGACUUUCUCAUUGUUUGGAGGCCAGGAUCGCAUGGUUUCCGAAGGCUCAUGUUGAGGCGUCCCUCUGCUACGAAUUACGACUGUAACGAACGAUAUCCACUAGACGCGCGACGCGUUAUACCGACGAAGCUGACUAUUUUUUUUUUUUCUUCCCUUCGACGAUCUGUCGGCGACUCCGAUUGCGCCCCGCGGGAUGCGUCGUGGGCAGACGUAAUGGCAUUCGCCCACAUCCCGGUUUUUAGGUGGAUACGUGUCGACGAUUGCUAUUGAGAACCGACCGUUCUUGGCGGCUUACAUAGCAUUGGCAACGACAACUCUUGGAACAGGGCUAUCAGUCAUAUGUGGUAAUGCCUUUUCACGACGACGGUUCAAGGCGUACUGGCGUUUUGACCGGUGGGAGAUGGUGAUGAUACGGAACUUCACAUUGUGCUGUUCCACGGCAGGUCGAUUCUUAGGAUGGCGCCAGCAGCGGCAGCACAGACUGGAAACAUGUCUAUCAAUGCUGACGCACGUCUUCCAUGUAGCAAUGUAAUGUGUUGUACAACAAGACCUUGACAGUCGAUGAA